AUGAAGAGACCAGGACGGACACCUUCCAAAAGGCAGAUGAUCACAUAUGCAACCAAGUUCUCGAUUCUACCUGAUCUUCUCUGCAAUGCUAGGCAGAGGUACCCAAUUACCGACCCAUCGAAACAUGCAGUAGGGGCGCUUGGAACUAUAGCUUCUUCAAGAACGAAUCAGCCCGACCUCCUCAGCAAGCCAGGCAUGUUGAUCACAGAGGUGGCCAUGCAUUUUCCUAGUAGUACUGCUUCAGGUGAAGACAAGUUGAUAGGGCUGGGUGCGCGGAGAGAAGUGAAGCUACCCCAUGUGCUCCGUGCUGGAGCAAACGGAUCUAAUUCUAAGCAAAUGAAGAAGAAGAAGAAGAAGAAGAAAACGAAGUCAAAGCAGAUGGAGAAAAGAGAGGAGGCACCUAUCCGCUACCCGAUUCGCUACCCCAGUCCCACCCCAGAUUCAAAGAACGGAGCGCACCAGCCUUACUUACGGCCCAACAUGGUUAAAAUGACAUGCACUAUCACCACUACGCUCGACAAGGACGUUUUUGCGCUGCUGUACCAACUUGUCAAGGAUGAAUGGGUGUUUAGAAACGAUUACAGAUCAGAAGUCAUUUCUCAGUCACUAGCCUGUGGUUGGUUCCAUGACCCUGGAAGCGAAAAGCAUGAGAAGUUGAUUGUGUGCCUUACGGGGUUGACUGAAUUAAGAAUUGGUGUCACCGAAGAUUCUCAGUGGGAAACACGACCCUAUACGGAUGAAGUCCAGAAAGCAAUCUGUGAGAUAGGUACAGGCGGACCCUAUGUCUCAUAUAUCACUCCUUGCACCACUGCAAACCAUAAUAGUGAUGUUGCCCUUGAAUACAUUGACUGGCAAUGGGCAUUCUGUGUCCGAAAAAAGUCUAAUGACUCCGACUGGGAGAUUAAGCUCAUCGACGAAGUGGAGUCGGGCAAGACGGCUUCGUGCAUAAACACGGAAGGCAUCGAUGUCUACUUUAUCGAAGCCGAAACCGGAAUCGGUUGGUCUUAUCAUAAGGCAUAUGAUGGAGAGGAAUAUACAAAGACCUUGAAUGUCACCCAGUGGGCUCAAGUUAACUGGAUCCUUGUAGAAAAGCCAUUGGGACAGCCGGGCGACUUUGCGAAAGUCACUGAACUGUGUGCUGUCAGUCGUUGGUUUGGCGAGCCUCGCCUGUUCGGACUCUCCGAUGGAUAUUUGAAAGAAUUUCAAUACAACGAAUCUCGAACGCACAUCGUCGGCACUCCUAUCACAACAGCCCGCAGUGGACUUUCCUCGCUGUCUGCGACAAUUGAACAAGAUCGCCAUAACAGUCCUGAAACAAUCAGAUUAACUUAUUUUCCGGACGAUCAAGACAUCAUGGGAACAUAUGUUUGGACCCAAGCAGAGGGAUGGAAACCUGGGCCCCAGAUUGUCUAA
This is a messenger RNA of Aspergillus costaricaensis CBS 115574, 1413 nucleotides long. RefSeq lists its product as uncharacterized. The record is from RefSeq and is a predicted model, not a curated record. The transcript is spliced from 10 exons. The coding region runs from base 1 to 1413 and encodes 470 amino acids. Lineage: Eukaryota; Fungi; Ascomycota; Eurotiomycetes; Eurotiales; Aspergillaceae.